Messenger RNA from Thermothielavioides terrestris NRRL 8126, 4018 nucleotides. RefSeq names its product glycoside hydrolase family 31 protein. Gene Ontology annotation, molecular function: carbohydrate binding; hydrolase activity, hydrolyzing O-glycosyl compounds. The record is from RefSeq and is a predicted model, not a curated record. Gene Ontology annotation, biological process: carbohydrate metabolic process. NCBI's taxonomy places the organism in Eukaryota, Fungi, Ascomycota, Sordariomycetes, Sordariales, Chaetomiaceae. Bases 134 to 3721 code for a protein of 1195 amino acids. The transcript has 8 exons.
GACGAGAGCAAUAACAGCGAGGCCGCACGCGACGUUUCCGGCCACGAGGUUGGGGGGGGCUAACUAAACCCAUCCGCGCACUCAAUCUUGAGCAGAUGCUGAGUCGGCAUAGUAUCGACUGAGGCCAGUCGUCAUGGAGCCUGCAGCAUCGCCGACUCGAGCCGCCCGACCUUUAGCGGUCAAGCAUAAGGGCCGGUUCCCCGGAUCGAGACCGUUUCCCAGCCGGGACACAAACACAUACACAAGUACAAGCUCGGCCGAGAUCACUUCAUACCCCGCAUGGCCUCCUCGCCGAUCCGUCGUCGGGAUCCGCGGUUGUACCGGUCUUGUUCAGUCCGCCGCUCCCAAGUCUAAGUCACCGCCGCCGUUAUGGCGCUCCUCAUCAACGGCCACCCUCGUUCAGUCCGUGUUGAUUUUAGUCGGUGGCAUCGCGACAGCCUUCGCGGAAGGAACCGGCAUUCUUGACGUCACUUUGGACGCGGAGGAACAGGACGUGCAGCUGCAGGAAGGGCCCGACGCAUACAUCGGAGAACCAACAAAGCUCGAUCAGGUUGGCCGGGCACCGCAGCACUCCGGCACAUGGAUUCUGGGGCUAGGAAUUUAUAUCCCGCUCGGCCUCUUCCUUUUGUUGUUCCUCUUUGCUCUCACCUACUCGUUCAAGCGGCGCUCACGAAUACCAAGGUCAAAAGCUACGGGAUCCUCCCGGUUCAUACAAUCCGCCAUCGCAAUGUUCUCCUUCACGUUGCUAUUGUGGAUUACUGGGUUCUGUCUCAGGGCCGCUUCGGGUGACUACGAUCAUUCAGCCGUCUCGCGGACAUCGUGGCAGCCGAAUCAGACUGUUGCCCCCGCCCCCGUCUUUACCAUUCCAGCUUCUGCCACCUUGGGCCGGAACGUCUUGCCCAACAUCAUCGAUCCCGAAGCAGUCGACCCCCAGACUGUUUGCCCGGGCUACAAGGCCUCCAACAUCGACGAGACCGAGGGUGGCUUCACGGCGGAAUUGGACCUCGCUGGACCUGCGUGCAACGUCUAUGGAAACGACAUUGAGCACCUUUCUCUGUCUGUCGACUUCCAAGCCGAUGAUCGUGUUCAUGUCGAUAUCCGGCCCCGUUUCAUCAGCCCGGAAAACGAGAGCUGGUUCCUCCUUCCGGAGGUGCUCGUCCCGCGGCCUCCUCGCGGUGCUCGGUAUCAGCAAUCCGACUCCGCCUUGAUUGUGUCCUGGUCGAACGACCCUACCUUCUCCUUCUCCGUCAAGCGCAGAGAGACGAAUGACACUCUCUUCUCGACGGAAGGGAAGGUUCUCGUUUAUGAGGACCAAUUCGUCGAAUUCGCGUCUGCGCUCCCCGAGCGCUACAAUCUGUACGGCCUCGGCGAAGUCAUCCAUGGCUUCCGCCUUGGCGAUAAUUUGACGAGAACUUUGUUCGCUGCCGACGUCGGGGACACCAUCGACGCGAACCUCUACGGCAGCCAUCCGAUCUAUCUUGACACGAGAUAUUUCGUUGCUGACGACUCGGGUGAGUUGACCUAUGUCCAGAACACGACGGACAAGGCGAACAAGUACGUCUCGUACACGCAUGGCGUGUUCCUCCGGAACGCCCAUGCGCAGGAGAUCCUCCUGCGACCGUCGAGCGUCACGUGGAGGACGCUGGGCGGGAGCAUUGACUUGUACUUCUACAGUGGUCCGAAGGCACAGGACGUCAUCCGAGCCUACCAGCAGACCGCAGUCGGAUUGCCCGCCAUGCAGCAGUACUGGUCCCUUGGCUUCCACCAGUGCCGCUGGGGAUACAAGAGUUGGGCAGAGGUGGAGGACGUCGUCGACAAUUUUGCCAGAUUCGAGAUACCACUGGAGACGAUCUGGACCGACAUCGAUUACAUGAAGCAGUACCGAGACUUUGAGAAUGAUCCGGUGCGCUUCGGGUACACCGAAGGCUCCAAGUUUCUCGCAAAGCUUCAUGCCAACCAUCAGCAUUACGUUCCGAUCAUCGACUCCGCCAUCUAUGCCCCCAAUCCCGAGAAUCCGGACGAUGCCUACCCUCCAUAUGAUCGCGGAGUUGAGGCCAAGGCCUUUAUGUUGAAUCCAGAUGGCUCCAUAUACUACGGAGCCGUUUGGCCUGGCUAUACAGUAUUUCCCGACUGGGUGGGAGCUGUGCUUGAUGGCGGCGGGGCGAUCGACUGGUGGAUUGACGAGAUAUUGAGGUAUUCGAAGAAGGUGGCUUUUGACGGGAUAUGGAUCGACAUGUCCGAGGUUUCGUCAUUUUGCGUCGGAAGCUGUGGAACCGGGAACUUGACGCUGAACCCAGCCCAUCCGCCUUUCGAGUUACCCGGAGAGCCGGGCAAUCUGGUGCUGCAAUACCCGGAGGGCUUCAACUCCACAAACUCGUCCGAAGCGAUGUCGGCCUCGUCUGCAUCGCGCCAGCAGGAGGCAGCGACAGCAACUACGCAGGCCCCGACCUCGACGUCUUAUUACCGCACCACGCCAACGUCGGGAGCGAGGAACGUGAACUGGCCGCCUUACGUGAUUAACAACAGCAACGGCGAGCUGGCAGGGCAUGCGGUGAGCCCCAACGCAACGCACCAUGGCGGCUACCUUGAGUACGACGUGCACAACCUGUUCGGCCACAUGAUCCUCAACGCCACGUACCAAGCCCUGCUGAAGGUGCACGAGGGCAAACGGCCUUUCAUCAUCGGGCGCAGCACAUUCGCCGGCUCCGGGAAAUGGGCAGGGCACUGGGGAGGCGACAAUGCCGCCCUUUGGGCGUACAUGUACUUCAGCAUCCCACAGGCCUUGUCGUUCUCCAUCUUCGGCAUCCCCAUGUUCGGCGUCGACACCUGCGGGUUCGCCGGCAACACCGACUACGAGCUGUGCUCGCGGUGGAUGCAGCUCAGCGCCUUUUUCCCCUUCUACAGGAACCACAACAUCCUCGGCGCCAUCAGCCAGGAGCCGUACGUCUGGAGCAGUGUUGCCGAGGCGACCAAGACGGCCAUGCGCAUUCGGUACUCGCUGCUCCCCUACAUGUACACGCUCAUGGCGCGGGCGAGUCUGGAGGGCAGCACCGUGAUGCGGGCAUUGGCGUGGGAGUUCCCCGCCGAGCCUUGGCUUGCAGAUGCGGACCGGCAGUUCAUGCUGGGCAGCGCCCUCAUGGUCACCCCGUGCUUGGAGCAGGGCGCCUCGACCGUCGGCGUCGUGUUCCCCGGCGUCGGCGACGGCACCGUCUGGUACGACUGGUACACCCUGGCGGCCGUCAAGGGGGUUGAGCCUGGCCAGAACGUUACAAUUGACGCCCCGCUCGGCCAUAUCCCGCUGUAUCUGCGCGGCGGCAACGUGGUCCCCACCCAGGAGCCGGGAAUGACCACCACGGAGAGCCGCAGGAAUCCGUGGGGGCUCAUUGUGGCGCUGGAUAGGGACGGCUCGGCCGAGGGUGAGCUUUACCUGGACGACGGCGAGAGCUUGGAACCGGACGCUGUGACGUGGGUGCAUUUCUCCGCCACGAACAACUCGGUCGCUGCGCGGCCGGAAGGCAACUACGUCGACACCAACCGCCUCGCGAAUGUCACCGUCUUGGGGCUCCCCGAGGCUCCCUCGAUGGUCUGGUUGAAUGGGAAUCUGCUUGCGACCUCGCGCUGGAGCUACUCCGCAGAUAGCGCCGUCCUGUCCGUGCAGGGGCUGCAUGACCUGUCCCCGGAAGGGGCCUGGGCGGCGGCGUGGGAACUUACGUGGGAGUAGGCGUCGGUCCUAGGUAACGGUAUUGCUGGGCGUCUGGAGUAGGGGAUCGCGGGCUUGGGCUUCGGAGGGUAUCCUGAUUUGCUUUUGUUCUAAUCAGCGCCAGGAGGGAUGUUAUGGGUCGAAGGGUAGGGGGAUAAGGUGAGGACCCGGGCCUCUGGACAAUAAUGAUUAUACUGUAUAGACUCUUGUGAUGUUUACCGUGUAGUCUGUGAUGAGUGGCGGGAGCUUCUGCUGGCCAGCUUCCUGUCGUAGUUACACAAAUACCGCAUACGCGCAUGUACGGCACCUUCGUCUUUA